CAUCACUGUUUAUCGAAAGCAUCUUCUUACCAAAUCGCAAACCAAUAAUAAGUGUAAUUUUUAAUUAAUUUUCUCGGAGCAAACAAAAAGAUAAUAAAUAUUUAUAGGGAAACGAAACAGAUCCGAAAUUAUCCUCUAACCCUUCAAAAGUGCAACGUAAUAAGCAGCAUCGAAUCAAGAAGUGAAAAAUAACAGACACGAGAAAAAUAGAGUGGAAAAAAAGAAAGGCGUAAAAAUACGAUACAUAAAUUUUACACAACAGAGGAAAAAGAAUUCCAGUGACAAAAUUGGAGCGAAAAAACAAAAACAGGAAAAGAAAAUAGUGCAAAAUUUGCUUGGAUAAUACACAACAACAAACGUACGAUCAAAAUAAUAUAGUUUUUGUUUUGGCGAAAAAAAAGUUCAUUGCUCAGUAGUAGUGCAUCAUCGUUGUUGCCGUUGUCGUCGCAGAGCACAGCAGACUUCGUUGUUGUCGACGCUAGACUUUGCCACACAUAGCAAAACAUUGCAACAACAAAAACAACAGCAGAUCAAGGACACCUGACGACUGAACUGACGACCUCGCCGUUGUUGUUGGUUGGAGGAGGUUUUUUUUUGUUCUCAUCUCCACUGUGAGGCUGUAGAGUCGUUUGGUGAGAGAGCAAACAACAGCAAUCCCAGGACACAUCUCAUUUCGGACUUCAUUGCGUUAUGGCUGUUAAGCAAAACAACACUGAGUCGAAUGGUUCAUCAGCGGAUGCUAAUCAAGUGAAUGGCACCGGUGUAAAAGCUACCGGGACAAUAACGAAAUCGAAGAAAAUGAAUGCAAAUGGGGCAAAUAGCGAUGGCGGUGGGGGUGGUGGCCUUAACCCAUCCGGUUUGGGUGUAACGAGUAAUGCCGAAUUGCCCGGCUGCAGCGGCAAUACAGGAGCCUUUGCUAAGGCAAAAAAGCUAAAUGUCUCGGCAUCACCCAAUGUGGGUGGUGGUGUAGCCGGUAGCAAUUCCACACCAAUGGCAUCUCAAACCACUGAUAUUGCCCAAAUCUUGCAAUUGAUCGAAUUUGUCGAAAAGAAACAACAAGAAAUGGAUUUGAGCAAGAAAAUGAUGGAGAUAUAUAGCCAUUUAAUAUGGAAAUUGGCGCGGGUACAAAUACCGCGACAAUCGGCAGCGGACUUGAAACGCUUCAAAGAUGACAUGGCCAAGGUGGGGGCAUUUUUUGCCAAAAACAAUGAAAAGGUGAUCUAUUAUCACACCUUCUUGCCACUGGUAUGUGAAUUGAUUACCAUGAGCGAUGGUGAACAACCCUCGUGUGCUCUGGCCGUGAUAUUUCAACUCUUCAGUACGGAUAUGAUUCUUGAGGCUGUGCAAUCGCUGCUCGAUGUCGAUGUCCCAGAUCAGAGUAUACGCAAAACAGUGGGGCUACUGUGUGAAUGGUUGCGAAUUUGUAACUUUUGUCAAAAUCUCAAUAUUUGGAUAAUGGCCAUUUUGAAUGGCUUGCAGAAGCAGCAAAAGACAACCUUGGUGGAUCAAAUUGCAUUGGAGAAUAUUGAUCAAUUGUUUUCAUCGUUAAUUGUGCCAGUGUUAAGGCCCAAAGUGGCACCAAUUGUAUUUCAUAUGUUGUCUACAGACCAAACACCUGAGGUGUUCCAUAAGAUCAUACCUCGUUUUCCCCGAGUCAUAACAAUGCUGAAACAGCAAUCCAAUAGUUCCGAAGAAUAUGCCGAAAGCACCAAGGCCAUACUGAAGCAAUUGGUAGAUAGAGCAAGUGCAUUAAUGGUUAGAUUUUUCCGUUAUGAUGACAUGUAUGAACCAAUUGAGUUGGCCCUGAAAGAUUUCCAACCCUCCAGUAACUAUUUAAGUUAUGCCUAUGGCAAUAAAACUUUCGAUUCGACGGGUGUUGAGAACUAUUCAAAUCAAGGCAAUGCCAAAGUGGGUUUGGUCAACUUGGGCAACACCUGCUAUAUGAACAGUGUUCUGCAGGCAUUGGCCAUGACAAAAGAAUUUACCCGUGAAAUCCUUCUAUCCGAAUCCAAGUCCCCACUAUUGAUAAAAAUGCAACAACAAAUAGCUUUAAUGCUCUAUUCUACCCGCCAAGAACUGACACCAUCCAAGGUGUUGAAUGCCACAAGACCACCAGGAUUUUCACCGGGUCUACAACAAGAUAGUUCGGAGUUUUUGGGUUAUCUUUUGGAGACAUUACAUGAACAGGAAAUUACCUUCAAUAAGAAAGCCAAUAAGAACAAUGAACUCAGCUCACCCUCGGAUUCAAGGGGGGCAUCGGCUUUAUGUCAACCAAAUGGCAAUGGUGGCGAUAAUAAUGGUCUUGGUGAUGAUGAAGACGAUCUAGACGACGAUGAUGUAGAGCUCAAAGAGGCUGUCGAACCUAAAAAGUCAACAAAUAGCCAAAACAUAUCCACGCAAGCCGCCGAUUCCUUAUGCACACAAACCACAAAUACUAAAGACAAUACUUUAAAACAUUCAAACUCCAAACAUCUAUCGCAUGCAGCAGCCGGUUCCGCCUCCGCAACGGCAUCUCCUGCAUCAGCUGCUGCAACAACAUAUUCGACAAUCGAAAAGACAUUCACCGGCAAACUGGCCACCACCUAUAAAUGUUUAACAUGCGGCUGGAAAAGUUGCAACAUCGAUAGCUUUCGUGAUUUACAGCUAUCCUUUCCCGAUGUUAAAAAUGAUUGUGCUUCCAAUUAUUCAGUACAGGACCUCAUUGAAUACUAUUGUUCAUCGGAAAAACUCUAUGGUGAUAAUCAAUAUUUUUGUGAACGCUGCAAGAAACUAUCGGAUGCUGAACGUUAUAUAAAUGUUAUAAGUGCGCCAAAGAAUCUAAUAUUGACACUGAAACAUUUUAAAUAUGAUCAAAAAUAUCAUAUGCGUGCCAAAUUGAUGCACAAGGUAUUUCAUGAUGAAAAGGUAUCCCUUAAAGUGUGCUCACCCGAAACCCUCGAAGAAAUUUCCACCGUACAUUAUGACAUCUAUGCCGGCGUUGUACAUUCCGGUUUUAGCAUGGAUUCUGGACACUAUUACACAUAUGCAGCCGAUGCCACAAAUAAAUGGUACAAAUUCAAUGACAGCAUUGUAACGCCAUCACGUACCGAAGAAUUGCACAAUUUAACACCACCCAAUACACCCUAUAUACUGUUCUAUCAAAUGGGAGCGAGAUCGAAUGAAACACCCGACACAUCGGCAUCGACAAAAGUCAUUAAAGUCGAUGUACCGUCGCUGUUGACAUUGGAAGAAUUACCUCGCGAUCUAAGGGACAUGGUUACCCACGACAACUAUGCAUUCUCGGAAGAAUUAAAAAUGCGACGAUUCAAGGCUAAUGCAGUGUUGGCAAAUUCAAAUCAGGGUGUUAAUAACAAGAACAAAGGCUCACGACGAGAUAGUUUUGAUGAUGAUGACGAAGAACAACCACCGCCGGCCAGUGGUUGUGGUGGCAAUAGUAUGCUAAAUAAUAUGAAUAGGUUUGUAUAUUAAAAGCAGGCGAAAAUCAAGAACCACAACAACGGAAGUGAAGAUUCCUUAUUAUAAAUGUCCUUUAGCUCUAUUCUCUGUUGCCUUUUUGUAAUGUUUAUAAAUAACAACCACAACAAAAAAGAACCCUCUCUUUAAAAAUUAUAUAUUUCCUUUAAAUUUUUUCUUUUAAACUUCUUAUGUUAUUAUUAACUAUGUUAUUCUUAUAGGAAAAGUACUUGAUUGAUUUGUACUUUAAAUGUAUGAAAGAACCCCAAGCGAAAAACAACAAAAAUAUUGAGAAUUACAACAAACAAAUGAUUUUUAUAAGUUUAAUUUUAUACAUCAUAAAACAAAAAAAAAAUGAAAGAGAAAAAUUACAUUUUUUGUACUAUAUUGUUUAUUAUUUUAUGAAUACAUCAUAGGAAAGCUACUUUCAUAGACCCCUCCCCAAAACCGCCUCACAUUUAAUAUUAUAAAAAAAAAGAAAAUUCAUUGUAGAAACCAAAGUCCUUGUUAAUUCAUUUUUUAAAAAAUCUCUUAAUUACUCCCACCAAUAAUUAUUAAAUUCAUCAACAUCAAACCCCUCUUCCUUUUUACAGAACAAUAUGUCAAAACUGUCUGAAUAAUUAACCAAAAUGGCCAGGAUAUUUCAUGAAAGAAGUUCGGGUUUUUGCAUGAGAAUGGAGUGAAAUUCAUGUUCGCCAUUUAUCUCGCUUGCAAUUCAUAAGCUGGGCUUUUCUUUCAUAAAAUACCUGUAUCUAACUCCCUAAGAAAGUUAGUUUUGAGAUUAGUUUUUUUUGUAAUCCUAUGGCCUAGUAGCUAGUUAGUUUACAAGGAAAAUAUAAAAAUAAUUUGGUUAAUUUUAACAAUUUUUUAAUACAGGCAUCCCACUCCUAGGCAUACCAUAACUUAUAUGAAAAAAAUACCACAUAGAAUUUAUAUAUAAAAAAUAAAUUAAAAAUUAAUGGCAAGGAAUCAUACAGUUAAUCCCUCUAUCAAUUCCCUACAGGGUAUUGCAAUUAAAUUGUAAUACUUUUAUUUAAAACUAUUAAAAAUUAUUAUUCUAAAAACAUAAGCAUAAAAAAUAAUUAUUCAAGAAAAACAAAACAACCAUUUAAAAUUUAAAAAUUACGAAUAAAAAAUCAUAUAAAUGUAAUUUAAGUUUAAUCAAGAAACAAAAAAAAACUAAUAAUAAAAAAACAUUAUCAUAAAAUAUGAAAAAAAUAUAUAUAUUUAUUAAAACACAAAAAGUUUAUUAAAAACGUCCCCGUUUCCCUUGUUUAUUUUUUAUGUUUUUCUCAUAAAAGUUUUAUUUAAUUUAAUACAUUUAUAUAUUCCAUGUUAACAUUUUUUUUCGUACCGUGAGCGAGAUAUGGUAGUUACAAAUAGAAUAAACCAUGAAUUGAAUGUGAAUUAAAAGAAAUUUUAAAAUAAAGACUGGUAUACAAAAACAAAACAAAAAAUCUAAUCCAAAAAAAAAAAAAAACACAAACAAACAAAUUGGAUUUAAGAGAUUUGAUGAAUGUAUUGAUUUAAAAUUAAGAAAAAAAUGAGAAAACCAAUAUGGCAAACACAAAACAUUUAUAUGGUGGAAAAAAGACGACGAGCACGUUUAAAACAAAAUAAAAAUUCCUUCGAUAAAAACAAACUAAAAACUAAAA
This is a messenger RNA of Musca domestica (house fly), 5108 nucleotides long. RefSeq names its product ubiquitin carboxyl-terminal hydrolase 35-like. The record is from RefSeq and is a predicted model, not a curated record. Gene Ontology annotation, molecular function: cysteine-type endopeptidase activity; cysteine-type deubiquitinase activity. Lineage: Eukaryota; Metazoa; Arthropoda; Insecta; Diptera; Muscidae. Bases 691 to 3468 code for a protein of 925 amino acids. Gene Ontology annotation, cellular component: nucleus; cytosol. The transcript has 4 exons. Gene Ontology annotation, biological process: protein deubiquitination.